This is a messenger RNA of Homarus americanus (American lobster), 3777 nucleotides long. Its product is annotated as serine/threonine-protein kinase MAK-like. Gene Ontology annotation, biological process: intracellular signal transduction; cilium assembly; intraciliary transport. The transcript is spliced from 11 exons. Bases 577 to 2184 code for a protein of 535 amino acids. Gene Ontology annotation, cellular component: cytoplasm; nucleus; cilium. The record is from RefSeq and is a predicted model, not a curated record. Lineage: Eukaryota; Metazoa; Arthropoda; Malacostraca; Decapoda; Nephropidae. Gene Ontology annotation, molecular function: ATP binding; protein serine/threonine kinase activity.
UCUGUCGGGCAAGGGGUGUGAUGCAUAGUGCUCGCAACAAGUCGACGCAUGCUCUGUGAUGUGCAAACGUGGCGGGGUCGCGUGACUCUGCCUUCACCAAUCACCACUACUAGCGACUCAGUUGGUCAUGAGUCGUGUAGAGGGGAAGUCCUCGUGGUGUGAUGAACACUACCUUUCCUACUGUUCUGAAAAAACAAAACAAAAUCAAUCCUUUGAAGGGCAACACGAAGCAACUGUUAGGAUUGCGUUGGAACCGACACAGUUUAACGCAUUUAGGUGUCAUAUAGUAUAGACUCUUAGUGAAAGGAAACCCAGAAAGACUGUUAUUCUACUUCCCACGCAUGAAAGGUUAACUAAAACUUACGGUGAAUGAACAAACCUCAAGUACAAGCAAGACACAGUGGACGAAGAAGCAACAUGAUGGCGGGUUGGCAAGGGCGUUCACACCUGACUACUACACGGUUCGAUGUCAGAGCGCUCGUGUUGCCUACAAGCGGGCGAACGGGGUGAGGAAGGCCGGGUGUGGCGCGAGUUGUCGGGAGUGCGGUGCCUGUUUGUGGGCGUGCGGGCGGGAGCAUGGGUGAGAGCAUGAACAGAUACGUGACGCUGAACGAGCUGGGGACGGGAACAUAUGGAUCUGUGGUGCUCGGCCAGAGGAUAGACACAGGCGAGAAGGUCGCCAUCAAGAGAAUGAAGAAAAAAUUCUACUCCUGGGACGAUGCGAUGAAUCUCCGGGAGGUGAAGUCGCUGAAGAAGCUGAGUCACGCGAAUGUAGUCAAGCUGAAGGAGGUGAUCAGGGAGAACGAUACCCUCUACUUCGUCUUCGAGUACAUGAAGGAGAACCUUUACCAGCUCAUGAAGUCCAGGGAGAAACACUUCAGUGAGGCAGCAGUGAGGACCAUGGUGUGUCAGGUGCUGCAGGGGUUGGCCUUCAUGCACCGUCACGGCUACUUCCACCGCGAUAUGAAGCCAGAAAACCUCCUCUGUAUGGGUCCUGAGCUCGUCAAGAUCGCUGAUUUCGGGUUGGCCAGGGAGAUCAGGUCGCGGCCUCCUUACACCGAUUACGUCUCCACUAGAUGGUACAGGGCGCCCGAAGUCCUGCUCAGGUCCAACAACUACAGUAGCCCCAUCGACAUCUGGGCUGUUGGCGCCAUCAUGGCCGAGAUCUACACCUUCAGGCCGCUUUUCCCAGGUUCCUCUGAGAUUGACCAAAUCUUCAAAAUCUGUUCCGUAAUCGGCACGCCAGACAAGCGUGACUGGCCUGAGGGGUACUCGUUGGCACAACAGAUGAACUUCAAGUUUCCGCAGUUCUCUCCCACGCCGCUGGCGACCCUCAUCCCCAACGCCACCCCAGAGGCCAUCCACCUUAUGGAAGAGAUGCUUCACUGGAACCCCGCCCGCAGGCCCACCGCCCAGCAGUGUCUCAGGUUCUCCUUCUUCAAGGACCACAAGGUAGACGUGAACAGCCUGUCGUACGCCAUGAGUAAGGCGCGUAUCAAUGACCCCUACGCACAGGACGAAGGCAAAGCGGGCCCCAGCAACAGCGAGAUCGGCGCCAUCCUGGCCGGCGGGACAAGCGGCAAGCGAGGAGGUGGGAAGGUCAACACCAAACUGCCCAGUGGUGCGGGCGACACUAAAAAACACAACGGAUACUCGCACCGCACAAAGAUCAACCUAAACCUCGACCCUGGCACGAGAAGCUACAAUCAGCCUCUGCCUCCCCCAACCCUUCACCUGCAACCCUCCGCGCGGCGUUUGGGCGGGCAUGAUCCUUCCCUGGGCAGUAUACGGGCUAGAGGCCAAGCUAAGCCCUUUAUGGCCAAUGGGCUCGACCUGGGCUCUAAAGGCAUCAAAGAAAACAACUUCUUGCCUAACACCAAGCACUGGUCGUCUUUUCGUGACCCACCUUCCAAUGACAACAAAUACAAUGAUUUUGAAGAUAAUAAAACUAAUGGUUUUGGGAACCUGAGAGCCGUGAGCCGCAGUAUGCCCGGGUCGCUGGUGUCGGUGCAGGCUGGGGGCGGCGUCGGGAGCAACAACCCCAUGAGGACACACUCCUACCCAAGCAACAACCCCACCAUCACCUCCUCCUCAUCCUUCGCCACCACCGGCCUCCCGCGCUCCACUAGUGCCAACGCUAAUGUUCACGGGAGAACCAACUGGGCAGCUAAGUACCUCAAGUAACGUCUCCCAGCGUUAGGGGAAGACGCCGGCAGUCUGGUGAGGGUCCCGGAGGAAGGUGGUGAUGUGGGGAAAGACAAAUAAUUUUCUCCCUUCCUAAACAACAGUUCACAACCUCCUACCGUGACAGAAGGGUAAAUAAAGCCACUGUACUGAGGCUUUACAAAGGCAGAAGGAAGCAGCGGUUCAUUUUCAACGAUACCAGACAACUGGAAAAUAAAUUCAGUUACUAAACCCAUCAUGAGGUAGAAUCCAACACAGGUGAUCCGACCAAAUGUAAAACUUCAAUGUUUUUUUUAUCAACAAUGGGACUACCAGUAUUGACGGAACUCACUCUUCGGAUAUUUUACAAUAUUUUGAAUACUUGCUAAGCUUCAGGAACAUAUAUUUGAAACUGUAAAAAUAGAAUAUUGAAAACAGAACUUUCGGGCUAGCUUCAGGACUCCACUAACUACGUAAUCAUGAUAUAAUGCCGUACCUGGAUAGCAUUGGAUGGACGUAGCUUUUGAACACACACACACACACACACACACACACACACACACACACACACGAGACCAUCAGAGCGAUUACAGUACUUUAAACUUGCUAUCCUACGAGGCCUCGACCUCUUCCUAGUGUCGGUGCCUAUAUCGGAAAACAUUAUCGGGUUUCAUCCUCUAUAAACCUUAUUUUUAGCUAAAUUCACGAGUAGAAACCACCAAAAAAUUAAAGUUACUCUGUUGUAGGCCCAUGAGAUACUCGGUACCUAUUUCCUCCCCCUCCCAAAUUAAUCUCAGUUAUGUUCGUCAUCUCCACGAGCACCCUUAAAGAUACGUGGUAGUCAUCUUCGAAAAGUUUUGUAUUCUGUAUCAUGUAUUGUGUCGUGUGUGUGAAAAUGAACAUACAGUAGUGCUAUUCAAGGUACAGGAGCUGGCUAUAGUCCCGGGCAGUACUGUAUAGGCUACCUCGCCACCACCCUCCUCCCCACACACCCAUAUUAUCUGUGAUACUAAGUACAAUCUCGCCGCCCCGUCCAACCAUACACUAUCAUACUGACAACGAGAAUAUAACGUCUGUAUACUUAGCACUUUAUGCUGACGUAUAAAUUAUUCGACACUAAAUAGUUGAAUGUGUGCAAAGCAAAGAACAUAUAAAAAAUAUGUACAUAAAUACCUAUACUUCGACAGGAUAAAUAUAUAUAUAUAUAUAUACUUAUAAAUAUAGUUUGCAUUUUCAAAUGGGUAGAUGGAUACUGCCUUGCCAAAGACUACUUAUACCUCACAGCUCCGUCCAGCUCCAAGGAAAUGACCCGUAAGACAUGUGAAAAGUGUAAACUGUACAAAAGAUCAAACAUUAUAGCUUAAACGUACAAAACAAAGAUAAAAUAAAAUAAGUGCACCGUGACAUAAUUCUAGAAAAACUAUAAGCGAAAACAAGCUAUAACUGAAUCGUUUCUUGAACACGUAAGAUGAAAAUAAGGAUAAUACCAAAUAAAAACGAAAAAUAGUGAACGAAACAUGAAAUCUGUGGUUAAGUGAAACAUUAAACUGACAUGAAGGAAGAAACAAGAAGUGAAUAAUUAUAAACUCUCUCAAUGUGUAUAGUAUAAUACCA